Molecule: messenger RNA, 841 nt
Organism: Symbiodinium pilosum
Lineage: Eukaryota; Dinophyceae; Suessiales; Symbiodiniaceae
Source: the annotation of a GenBank genome assembly
GAUGAGCACCAUCUACGUGGACUCCAGGCGCCGUGUCUCGGGCUCCGACAGCAACUUCACCUUCGAGCUGCCCGAGACACUGCACAUGCAGUCCAGCACCAAAAUGGCGGUUUACAAGGUUCGCAUCGCCGACGCCUUCCUGUCCACAGACAGGGGCCGGAAUUUCUACUGGAUCGACGAGGCCCUGGGCACCCUGAACACUGCGCAGCUGCCCGUGGGCGCCUACACCGGCACAAGGCUGGCCGCGUGGAUCUCAAGCAAUUACGCCUCGGCCACCUACAUGGAGGCGCAGAACUCGAUAGAAGUUGCAUCGGACGGGAACCGCCGAGUCUUGUCAGACGCGGAGCUUCUGAACCUCUUCCCCAACGGGCCCGGCUACCCCCCAGGCGCCUACGCCACGCGGCCCCAGAGCAUCAACCAAUUGCUGGGGGGCAGCUACCUCGACGGGGCCCUCCAAAUCUUCCCUUGGGUCAGCAUGAACGCCUAUAACGAGGUUUAUCCUCGAUCCAGGGAGCUGGGAACCAUGAUGCCCCUGGAGCGGCGGAACGAGCCGCAGAUGCUUCGCAGCUUCUGGAAGCAGUACCCCUCCUACAGGGCGCAGCCGCUGCUCUACAACGAGCUAGAAGCCCGCGCUUUCAACAAGUGGUUGGAGAGCCGGCGGCUGCGCAAGGAGGGCGAGGAGUACACCGACGCCGUGGGCCGGCUGACAGACACCGUCAACCGCCGCCUGCCGCAGCUGAGGUACGCCCCCGCUGAACGGGCCGGCGUGCGCCGCGCCGCACAGGACGUGGCCUCAGGACGGAACACCCAGGAGUCGGGCAUCGUGGGCGGCGUCAUGUAA